Durusdinium trenchii is the source of this 2034-nucleotide messenger RNA. The record is from the annotation of a GenBank genome assembly. Lineage: Eukaryota; Dinophyceae; Suessiales; Symbiodiniaceae.
AUGCUCCGCUCAGUCACAAUCUAUGGCGGUGUGGACGUGCAAGUUCAGAAGAAGGCUUUAUCUCAGGGAGUUCAUUGGUGCGUGGCGACGCCUGGCCGCUUGCUGGACUUCUUGGAACGCAAGUGGUUGUCUUUAGAGAAGCUCGCCGUGCUAGUCCUAGACGAAGCCGACCGGAUGCUGAAUCAAGGCUUUGAACUGGAUUUGCGGAAGAUCAUGUCCUAUAGACCAGUGAAGCUUCAGACGCUUCUGUUCACCGCAACUUGGGAACCUUCCACAAAGGUGCAGCUCCUGGCAAGUGACUUUUUGGUGGAUCCGGAGAUCAUCGAAAUCAGCAAUGCAAGCAGGGCUGCCAACCCAAACAUCACUCAUCAAUUUCAUGUGUGUCGCAGCGAGCGUGAGAAGCUCACACGACUGAUCGAGCAGAUCGGCCAGCUAACCGAUCAGCAGAAACUGAUCGUUUUCGUCAAUACCAAGGCAGGCUGCCUUGAAGUCCAGUCCACCUUAGCCCGCUUCCGGAUACCAUCAUUUAUUUUACAAGGAGAUAUGGACCAGGCCAGCAGAGAGGCCUCCUUGACUGAAUUCAGGAACAAGCCAGGAGUGUUGGUGGCUACAGAUGUAGCCGCACGGGGCUUGGACGUUGACAAUGUGAAGGUGGUCUUCAAUUUUGAUUUGCCAACGACCAGUGAUACCUUUGUCCAUCGUGUGGGGCGGACGGGUCGCGCUGAGCAGCAUGGGAUGGCAGUGACUCUGCUGAACCCUUUCGACAGACGGGAGCAACAAGUUGCCCAAGAAGUGGCCAAUUACUUAGUUGCCGCUGGCGUCUACAACAUGGAGCUGCAUGUUUUUUUGCAAGAAGGCCUGGAGACUGGAAGCACUUUCAGUGGUGUCACUGGCGGCUACACCCACAACACAGGUCUCACACAGCCGGAUAUUGAAUUGGAAGGACACCAGCUGGCGCGUGUCUUGGCCAGUGACGAGGACAUCGUGAAGGAAACCCUUCGGCGAGGCUUGCGCUUCUUGAACAUUGAGCGAAGCAAAGCUUUGGAUGAUCGUUUUCGUCGCCCAAAAUGGCGCUUCCGCCGCUUGGUAUCUUUCAAAGAGCUCAGGGAGGCAGCAAAGCGACAUGAGAAAGGUGAAGAAGCCUUGGGUUCGCUAGCUCGUGAAUCCAACGAAGCUGGCGAAAGCAUGUUGGGAAUCGUGCACGUGAUGAUCACUGAUUUGUAUGAUCCCACAACAUAUGUGGCAACUGAGAUGUUUGAAGUCCCUCAUGAGCGUGACCACAAGUGGCAAGUUUUCUGCCAGGUGACCGAGAUGCUUAUGGAGUCCGAUGAUGUUGAAUUUGCAGAGCAAGUCACUGGGAAUGCAGCAUUUCAGGAAGCACUACAUGCAACAUGGCUGGAGGGUGAUACUGAGGAUGAGUUCUACUUCCAGACAUUCAGCAAGCAACCCUUUCCACAGUUCAAGUAUAAGCCGCUACUUCACCAUCUUUGUGAGGAAGGCACCUUUGUCGAAACUUUGCGUUUCCUCCUGAGCCGCUUUUCGCACCAGACGGCGGAAAAGCCAUGGCUGAGGUUAGUGGAUGUGGAACAACGGGAGAAGCAGUAUGGCAACACUGCCUUUCACAUUUGUGCCUAUGCUGGGCAUGUUGAACUUCUCGAUGAGCUUGUGAAACAUGCUCAGAAACAUGAAGUACCUGUGGAGCUGCUGAAAACAACCAAGGGGGAAACAGCUUUGGACGUGGCCUUGGCACGAAACAACUAUGCUUGCUUCAAUCUUCUAGUUCCUUUCUUUGCGGGUGCGCAGCCAUAUGACGAAAGCAACAACUCCUCCAAGUCGCAGAGUGUGCUGGUAGUGGAUGGUCCUGAAGAGACGGGCCAGCCAGCUGAGCGUGUUUCUUGCGAUUUACCGAGCUCCCUGUCUUUGAGAGAUCUCACUACCCACUUGCAAGUGCUUUUGAAGCAGCUUCCAGGCAAACCUCACCUCAUCCUUUUGAAGAAGGUUCACCUUCAUUUGGGUGGUUCUUUGCGUUCUUGA